AUUGUCCCCCUUUCCAUUCAACAUACAGAAUCAGCUUAACAAUGCCAAACGGUUCUUCCAUUCUUGAAAACGGCACUAAAGGAGGAGCAGAUGUGGGUGUGGUGGUGGUGAUGCUGCCUCUUCCGGCGCAGGGCCAUCUCAACCAGUUCCUCCACCUCUCCCGCCUCAUCGCCGCCCACGGCAUCCCCGUACACUACGCCGGAGCCGCCACGCACAUCCGCCAGGCCACCCACCGCGUCCACGGCUGGGACCCGCUAGCCGUACCCAACCUUCAUUUUCACCACCUCUCCAUGCCGCAUUUCCAGUCCCCGCCGCCCAAUCCCGACGCUUCCACCAAAUUCCCCACUCAGCUCAUGCCGGUGUUCUUCGCAACCUCGCAUCUCCGUCGCCCCUUCAACGCUCUGAUCCGUAAUCUCUCCGUUGAUCAGAAGAGGGUUGUGGUAAUUUCCGACUCGUUGAUGGGUUGGGUGGUUCAGGACGUGCCUUCGUUGCAGAACGCCGAGCUCUAUCGUUUCCGUUGCAUUUCAGCGUUCACUACCUAUUCCUUCCACUGGGAACGCACCGGAAAACCUGACGUUGGGCCAGAAGCCGCCGGAGUACUGAACCAUAUGCCGUCUCCGGAGGGCUGUUUCAUACCUGAGUUUGAAGAAUUCAUAAAAAUGCAGAGACCGUUUUGGGAUGCAAGUUCCGGAGACCUUCUAAAUUCCUGCCGAGAAAUAGAAGCGCUUUUUAUUGAUCUCAUUGGGAAAGAAUCAAAAACGGGAUUUCAAUGGGCUAUUGGUCCAUUGAACCCGGUUUCUCUCACAGACUCAAUCAAUACUAAUCGUCACAAAUCCCUGGAAUGGCUGGACAGGCAAGAGAAAGACUCUGUUUUGUUCGUAUCUUUCGGAUCCACAACUUCAUUGUCCAAUGAGCAAAUCACGGAGCUCGGCGCCGGGCUGGAAGAGAGCGGGCAGAAAUUCAUUUGGGUGGUGAGAGACGGCGACAGGGGAGACGUUUUCGACGACGGCGAAGCCGCCAGGAGAGCUGAGGUGCCGGAAGGGUACGAGGAAAGAGUACGAGGAAGAGGGGUGGUUGUCCGGGAAUGGGCGCCGCAGUUAGAGAUUCUGGGGCACCCAUCGGUGGGAGGGUUCAUGAGUCACUGCGGGUGGAAUUCGUGUAUGGAGAGCAUUUCAAUGGGAGUCCCCAUCGCGGCGUGGCCGAUGCACUCAGACCAGCCCAGGAACGCCACACUCAUAACGGAGGUGCUGAAAAUGGGGAUAAGUCUGGUGGACUGGGCACGGCGGAACGAACGAGUUGGGCGGAGAGAAAUCGGGGAAGGAGUUAAGAAGCUGAUCGCGUCGGCGGAAGGAGAGGAGAUGAGGCGGAGAGCGGCGGAGUUGAGUCAAAGCUUGAAAGAACCGAUCGCGGUUGGCGGCGGCGGCCGUAACGAGUUGGAAUCCUUCGUAGCUCACAUCACCAGAUAACUUUGUUUAAAUUUAAUUUGGCUCCACAUAGCCAAUCUCAAUAUAUUAUUUAUAUCGUUUACAUGAAUCGAAUUUAAUAUUGUUGUUGCGUUUAAGAUUAUCCUCCAAAAAAUCCCAGAACAUGACCGUUGUCUCUUUGUGUUUAAUUAUAUUACGUUCCUAUUGA
Ipomoea nil (Japanese morning glory) is the source of this 1632-nucleotide messenger RNA. Its product is annotated as zeatin O-glucosyltransferase-like. The record is from RefSeq and is a predicted model, not a curated record. NCBI's taxonomy places the organism in Eukaryota, Viridiplantae, Streptophyta, Magnoliopsida, Solanales, Convolvulaceae. The coding region runs from base 42 to 1466 and encodes 474 amino acids. Gene Ontology annotation, molecular function: UDP-glycosyltransferase activity. The transcript has 2 exons.